AUGGCCACUUUCAAGUACAUGUACGAAAAACGCACAAUUUUCGCAGGGCCACUGUUCGUCAGAGAAGGAGCAGACACCAAGAAGGUGUAUAUCGCUCUCUUCACCUGCGCCGUCAGCCGAGCGCUCCAUCUAGACCUUGUGCCUGACCUAUCAGCGGAAACGUUCCUCCGUUGUUUCAAGCAGUUUACGGCACGAUUUGGCAUCCCUCGGCACGUUACCUCUGACAACGCCAAGACCUUUAAGUCAGUGGCUAAGUCACUAGUGGGUUUGUUCGGUCUGCCCGAAGUCACCGACUAUCUAACAGCACACGGUAUGGAAUGGUCGUUCAACUUGGAGAAGGCUCCAUGGUGGGGUGGAUUUUAUGAACGUAUGGUCCGAUGUGUAAAACGCUGCUUGAGGAAGAUUCUCGGCCAGUUACGCGUCACGUACGAAGGACUGCUCACCUUCUUGCUCGAGGUUGAAGCAGUCCUCAACAGUCGCCCUCUGACAUUUGUGUCAACUGAAGAUGUCGAGGAGCCGUUAGCACCGUCCCAUCUACUGUAUGGUCGGUGCGUCCUGUCAUUUCCGACAGUUUGUCCUGAUGACGUCGAUGUCGCGUCAAUUAAACGAGAUGAGCUUCUACAUCGACUCACCCACCUCAACACACUCCUGGAGCAUUUCUGGUGCAGAUGGAGAAGCGAGUAUCUCCUCGAACUCCGAAACGCUCACAGGCGAGGCAAUCAGCACGACCAAGGAGCAACAGUGUGCGUCGGUGAUGUAGUAGUCGUGCACGACGACAAUGAGAAGCGUGGCCUGUGGAGACUAGCGUUAGUCGAAGACCUCAUACAAGGCAAAGAUAACAAGGUCCGAGGAGCGGUGAUAAAUGCUCUUCCCGCGGAGGACGAGCAUCCACCAUGCGUCGCCCGGUACACCGACUAUACCCCGUGGAGGUAG
This is a messenger RNA of Sycon ciliatum, 933 nucleotides long. RefSeq lists its product as uncharacterized. Gene Ontology annotation, molecular function: nucleic acid binding. NCBI's taxonomy places the organism in Eukaryota, Metazoa, Porifera, Calcarea, Leucosolenida, Sycettidae. Gene Ontology annotation, biological process: DNA integration. Bases 1 to 933 code for a protein of 310 amino acids. The transcript has a single exon. The record is from RefSeq and is a predicted model, not a curated record.